UGGCCGAAGCUAGUUCACAUCAAAUGACGACAAGUCGACAAGUUCUUUAUGCACUAUCUUCAGUAGUGCGCAGUCGCCUUACCGCCUUUUUUACUUUGAACCAGUGAUUUUGUUAUCCUAAAAAAAUAUUUUGGAACUAUACAUUGGUUGUCCUCGUGAUUGAUGUGAAGAAAAGAAAGUCGAAAGCAUCUAUAUUUAACCUGUCAGAAAGCGAAGAAGACAAGACUUCGCCAAGCAAAACCUCCGUCUAAUUAGAAUUUUGUGCUCAUUUCUAUGGAAAUGCCUAAAGCUUCUACAUAAAUCUACGCGUGUUAUCAUUGUCCAAAAGUUGAAUCUCCAACAGCUUAAUCAAUGUCUCGAGGUGUAUCUUGUUGGUUGCUGGUAUCAUAAUGAUUUAAUUAAAAGCUAGUUCACACUUUUCAAUCGAUGGAACAAUAGAAAGCUGUUAACUUUUAAGGUUGAGGAGACGUCUCAUCGUAUCACACUGAUUCCCAAGACGUAUUACUAUCUUUUAGUAGGAAAAUUGUGGCUUUUAAUUCCGUCAUUAAAGAGCUGUUGCUUUGAAGAAUAAAAAGUACGCCCUAACAGUUAUAUAUGCAAAAUAUCUAUACGAUUUGUGGGCGGCUAAAAACGACACUGACAUUUUGACUAAAGUCUUAACAACAUACGGAGAAAAAUGAAGGAGAUUAAUAUUUUGAAGAAGAUGUUUUGGUUUCGUUGGGGACUAACAACAUUCCUCGCUCUGCUGGCGCUACAUGUCCUUUUCACAAUUUAUAAACAGCUUGGCCAAACGAGUGAAAUUUUGAACGAGCUUGCAGAAGCAGGGAUGAUUCCAAUUGGCUACGACGAAGAUAAGCUGGAUAAGUCAAAAUACUUCUUGUUACCGGACUAUGCCGGAUCAAGGAGGCAUGUAAACAAGUUUUCACUGAAAGGGCGAGGGCGUCGAGAAGCGAAUCCACAAUUCCGGUCGGGGCAAACUGACGAUGGGAAUUUUCGAACCCGACAGUCAGUUCGAGAAAGUGUUUUCUCUUAUGAAAGACAAUUUUACGAGGCUGACGAUCAAAACCAACCAAGGAACUUCAUCGAAACGGAUCCAUCACUUCGUACACAAAAGUCAAGAAAGCAUCGAGAUGGUGAAGGCGUAAAUAGGUUAGGACGUAUAAAAGACACUGAUAACAGCAACAAAAACAACAUCAGCAAGAAGAAAAAAAACGACGACAAUUCAAAAGGUGCUAAAGUGAUUAUUCUUGCAUACCGGCGAUCCGGCUCUUCGUUCGUCGGGGAAAUGUUCAACAGGAAUCCCCGGGUAUUUUACCUAUUCGAGCCGAUAUACCCUUUGCAAGACAUUGCCGGUCAGGGCAAAUUCCCGCUACUUUACGACAUGCUAGUUCGCCAUUUAUGGGAGGUGAUUUAUACAUGUUCCUUUGAAAAACAUCCGCUUGUAACGGAAUUCCUAUCUAGAUCGUCGUUCAGAUUGAAAAGCGAGGUUCUAACGAAUCCAAAUUUAUGCAAAAUUGACGCAAAGCGUCGUCUUACGAUGCUUGAGUGUAAACCAUUAAAUCGAACGAUUUUGAGCCGUUUAUGCAACUCGAAAGAACACAUAGUUGUGAAAAGCAUCAGAACAGGCACCAGGAAGACUUUUGAAUACUUUCCUAGCUCUUCACGAUCUUUCCAACUGAAUGCCAUCCAUCUUGUUCGAGACCCCAGGGCGAUUAUAAAUUCGAGACUUCACGUAUACAUUGGCGAAAAAUUAAACAAGGUUAAGGUCCCGAUACGCGACAAUCAAAAUCUUACGAACGCUUUGCGAAGGUCAGUGCGCAUCGCUUCGGCAAAUUUAUGCAGUCGAAUAGAAAGUGACCUGAAGUACGGGAAACAAGCAGGCUCGGAACAUUACAUGUUGCUACGAUACGAAGACGCCGCGAUGCGUCCGCUGGAAAUUUACAAGAAAAUCUCGCGGUUUGCCAGAAUCGAAGAGUCGGAGGUGGUCAGAGAGUGGUUGAAACGAAAUACGGAGUUUGCGUGGGACAGCGACGACGUAUAUUCGACGUCGCGAAAUUCUACGGCUUCGGUUAGCGAGUGGAGAAGGAAAUUUCCUUUCAAGUUGGUGAAUGAAGUGCAGGAUCAGUGCGCUGAGGUCAUGAGGAUCUUGGGUUACCUGCCCGCAUCAAGUGAAAAAGAAUUACUGAACAUAAGCGGGACUGAUCUUUUCUGAGCUAGACUAUGGAAUUUCUUUUGUCCCGGUACACUGUGAAAAUAUUGCUAGAGCGUUUAGGUUGAAACAUUAUAUAAAGAAUUCUAAUGAACGUGACAAAUUGUAUAAUGUGCCAUCCUAAUUAGCAUUCAUGGUACUUUACCACGUAUAAAGCCACCACAUGUGACCGGCUUAGGGUUGAUUUAAGCCCAGUUUACACUACACUCCAUUUUAUGGCACGGCACGGCUAAAAUUGGUACCCGUGCCUAAUUGGGCUACCAAAGUAUUCAGGCUAUCAAAACAAUGGCCGAGCACGGAUGAAAUGGGCACGGAACCCAUUUUAGCCGUACCGUGCCAAUAAAUCCUGUGUAGUGUAAACAGGGCUUUAAUGUUACAUUCAAUUUGUAGGCACGGCACGGCUAGCUAAAACGGGUACCCGUCUAAUUUCAUUCGUGCUCGCCUUUGUGUUGGGGGUAGCCUGAACACUGAUAAAACUGGGUAAGGGAACCAAUUUUAGCCGUGCCAUUAAAUAAGUGCAGUAUACUGAAUGGAGCUUGAAUCUUUCUCUUCAUAUGCACUAAUUGGGUAAUUUUUACUUGUAAAUCAGGUUAUUUUGAUGAAAUCAUUUACCUGCCUUCCCGUCCAUAUGCAUAUGGCAAUAGGUUGGUUCAAAUUAAUAUCAGCCUACAAUUUUGAAGAAAAAAGACAAAGACUGCAAUCCUGUAGAUCUUUGGAUUGUGUUUCAUGUUUUACUGUGUUUGUAGCCAUUUCAAGUUGAACCUGUAGCUCCACGCGGUUUUGUUAUUUGGACUGACUCAAUUU
This is a messenger RNA of Dendronephthya gigantea, 3013 nucleotides long. RefSeq names its product carbohydrate sulfotransferase 3-like. The record is from RefSeq and is a predicted model, not a curated record. Gene Ontology annotation, biological process: sulfur compound metabolic process; N-acetylglucosamine metabolic process. The coding region runs from base 677 to 2212 and encodes 511 amino acids. Gene Ontology annotation, molecular function: N-acetylglucosamine 6-O-sulfotransferase activity. The transcript has a single exon. NCBI's taxonomy places the organism in Eukaryota, Metazoa, Cnidaria, Anthozoa, Malacalcyonacea, Nephtheidae.